This is a messenger RNA of Uranotaenia lowii, 1471 nucleotides long. RefSeq lists its product as uncharacterized. The transcript has 5 exons. The coding region runs from base 301 to 1308 and encodes 335 amino acids. The record is from RefSeq and is a predicted model, not a curated record. NCBI's taxonomy places the organism in Eukaryota, Metazoa, Arthropoda, Insecta, Diptera, Culicidae.
ACACCGUCCCUCCAUGAAGCCUGUAAGUGUUGUUGCACGCUUGUCCAAAGCAAGUCGCAGGGAAUGUCACUCAAAUGAUCGGAAAAACCCUUUUUAUUGCACUUCUCGUUAAUUUAUUGGAAACGUUAUUUGCACCACUGCCGCUGUACCUCCCACUCUCAUAUAACUAGGCUAUCCUGUAGGGCCUCGUUCUUGUUGACACGACGAAUUGACCAGGAACUACCGCAGGAACAAUCGGAGCCAGGCGCGAGGCCACGAUCUGAUGGUUCCACAAAACCAUUGGCCCUGAUAAUAAAGGUCAUGCUGACGGAUCCCUAUCUCAAGACGUAUAGCGUGUUUCUGAAGGAAAAACUUGCCUACGACAAUCUUCUUCCCACCAUUUCUCAGAUGUGGACGGAUGCCGGGGAAUCGGUUUCGUUCGGUCCCCGUUGUUGGAAGGCCGUCGAAGGCGAACAGGAUGUUUUGGUGCUGGAGGAUCUUUGCGCAAGUGGAUACGCUAUCGGUGAUCGGCAGAAGGGUGCUGAUCUAGCCCACGCGCACGCCCUACUGAGCAAAUUGGCCAAAUUUCACGCGGCAACUGCUGUUGAUUAUCGGAAGAAUGGUCCCAUAGCUGAGUUAUACGACAGGGGGAUGUUCCAGGAGGAAGGUCGCGAAUACUUUGCUGAGUUUUCGAAAGUGAUCACUCCUAUUUUCCUCGAAAUUUUCAAAGGCUGGCCGGAAGCCGAGAAAUACAAGAAAAAAUAUGAAAAAUCGAUGGAAAACAUUUACGAAAAAUUGUACGAUGCUACCAAAAAGGAUGAUAGUGGAUUCGUUUGCUUAUGUCAUGGGGAUGUUUGGACAAACAAUGCCAUGUUCAGCCACAAGGAGACUGGAAAAAUCAAAGAUGUUUUGUUGAUCGAUCUUCAAGACGUUUAUUAUGGAUCACCAAUUCAAGAUCUUUUCUAUUAUCUCAUCUCUUCAAUAACACUCGAGUUGAAAGCAACAAAAUUUGACGAACUGCUUCAGUUUUACCAUUGUGAACUAGUGAAAUCGCUUAAGAAACUACAUUAUCCAGAAAGAAUUCCAUCCCUUCGUGAACUUCACAUGGAACUUUUGAGGCGAGGAUUCCUAGCAUUCCAGUGUACCUACGACUGUUUGCCGAUUGUGUUGGCCGAUAAGAAUGAGAAUGCAAAUUUUGCAAACUUCAUGGGCGAGUCUGAGGAAAGUCAAAGGUUUCGGUUAGACGUGUACAGCAAUCCCCUGUAUUUGGAGCAUUUCAAGACCUUGGUGAAACUUUUUGAUACCCGAGGGCUGUUGGAGUAUGAAUGACAUGAAACGAGGAUCCAAGAAACUAUUUUCGUACAAUUUCGUGCACAAAAUAUAAUUGAAAAACAUUAACAAAACGAUGAUUUGUUUAAAUUUGGAUUUUCUCUACCGAAUGUAUGUAUGUAACUUGACCUGGAACAACAUUCAGGAUGAAAACAGCGAUAAC